UAUGGCCCUGGCUGGCUUCAGACUCACUCUGUAGACUGAUCUAGCAUUGGCCUCAGGAGAACCAUCCUCCUCUGCCACCCAGUGUGUGUGUGUGUGUGUGUGGAGGGAAUAAAGGUGUGCCCACAGUCAGCUAUGGUUUUGCUUUAGCUUCCUGAGUAGCUGGGAUUACUAUACUAUCACACACACUCAACUUUCUGGCCACUUUUAAGCCAUUUCACCUGGACUUUGUGGGCAGCUCCUCUCUCUGUGCAGCCAUAAUAGGUGAGAAAAACUACUCCCUGACCAGGAGCAGUUAAUAGCCAACAGUCACAACAAUUUUUUAAAUGUUAAAAUUAGAGCCUUAUAUUUCUAGCCUUUGAUCCCCACCCCACCCCCAUCUCAGAAGAGGAUCUGACACAACGUUGGAAACAGUUCAGGGUAAGGAAGUGGGUCAGGACUAGAAGGGUUGAAAAGAUGGAAAUUGUCAGUAAGACAUUUUGAGGGAGGAUCGAGUCAUCUAGGGCUGUGUUCUUUCAUCUCCCCACCAAAGCCUCAACUGAAUAGUGUGCUGUCUUACUGUUGCCCCCAAAGACAGUCAGAUGAAACUAAACACCCAGCAGCUAUCCACACUGGCAUAUGACACUGCACACACACAAACAUUGUGCACAUGUGUGUCCUUCCUCCCUAACUCCCCACUUUUCAUCCUAUCCCUGACUCCCUCCCUUAUCCAAAUUUUCCAGCCACUGCUGGAGUCGACUUCCGCAAUCCUUACAGAAUAAAUCUAGCACUCCUAGUCUUCCCCUCACAGUAGCUACACUUCCUGUCUGAAAAGAGCCAGACAACAGAUUCUCGACAGCAGGAUGUGGGUGUUCAAGUUUCUGCUGCUACCCAUGGUGAGCUUUGCUCUAUACCCGGAGGAAAUGCUGGACACCCAGUGGGAGCUAUGGAAGAAGACCCACAGGAAGCAGUAUAACAGCAAGGUGGAUGAAAUUUCUCGGCGUUUAAUUUGGGAAAAAAACCUGAAGCAAAUCUCCAUCCAUAAUCUUGAGGCCUCUCUUGGUGUCCAUACAUAUGAACUGGCCAUGAAUCACUUGGGAGACAUGACCAGCGAAGAAGUGGUGCAGAAGAUGACUGGACUCAGAAUACCACCCUCACGUUCCUACAGUAAUGACACUCUCUAUACUCCAGAGUGGGAAGGCAGAGUCCCAGACUCCAUAGACUAUCGAAAAAAAGGAUAUGUUACUCCAGUCAAAAACCAGGGCAAUUGUGGUUCCUGUUGGGCUUUCAGCUCUGCGGGUGCCCUGGAGGGCCAACUCAAGAAGAAAACUGGUAAACUCUUAGCUCUGAGUCCCCAGAAUCUUGUGGACUGUGUGUCUGAGAAUUAUGGCUGCGGCGGCGGCUAUAUGACCACUGCCUUCCAAUAUGUGCAGCAGAAUGGAGGCAUUGACUCUGAAGACGCUUACCCAUAUGUGGGGCAGGAUGAAAGUUGUAUGUAUAAUGCCACAGCAAAGGCAGCUAAAUGCAGAGGGUACAGAGAGCUUCCUGUGGGGAACGAGAGAGCCCUGAAGAGAGCGGUGGCACGGGUAGGACCCAUCUCUGUGUCCAUUGAUGCAAGCUUGACAUCCUUCCAGUUUUACAGCAGAGGUGUGUACUAUGAUGAAAAUUGCGACCGUGAUAAUGUGAAUCAUGCAAUGUUGGUGGUGGGCUAUGGCACCCAGAAGGGAAGCAAGCACUGGAUAAUUAAAAACAGCUGGGGAGAAAGCUGGGGAAACAAAGGAUAUGUUCUCUUGGCUCGGAAUAAGAACAACGCCUGUGGCAUUACCAACCUGGCCAGCUUCCCCAAGAUGUGAUUCGAGCCAGCUGGCCCGUCUGUUCUCCCGUUCCUUCCUCGAUGGUGCAAGACAGUGAUGGCUUUGGAAGAGAAUGGGCGUGGCACUCCUGAGAUGGACACAUGGAUGCUAAGAUUGUUUCAGUUCUCCUCUCAUUGGUGCUUCCGGUGACACCUCUACUUCCCUUCUCUCUACCCAGGGCCCUUUUCUUUGUGGACACAACAGGGCACUUUCUGAGAGCUGUGGACUCUGCUGAUAGCUGCUGCAGUCCUCCAGCAGGCUGGAGGACCAAGGUGACCUUCCCAAGCCCCUGUCUUCUAUAUAUGCCAGUGCACAUUUCAGUCUUCUGCUGAGAUGCACAAAUCUAUUCAUGAUUCUUUGACAAAUUUACAUGAUAUAAAAAAAAAAUGUAUGUUUCCUUCUUUGCAUUUGAAAUAAAGUAUCUCAUUUACAAUUUAA
This is a messenger RNA of Arvicanthis niloticus (Nile rat), 2267 nucleotides long. It is a transcript of the gene Ctsk, whose product is annotated as cathepsin K. The record is from RefSeq and is a predicted model, not a curated record. Lineage: Eukaryota; Metazoa; Chordata; Mammalia; Rodentia; Muridae. Gene Ontology annotation, biological process: proteolysis. Gene Ontology annotation, molecular function: cysteine-type peptidase activity.